Brettanomyces bruxellensis is the source of this 1746-nucleotide messenger RNA. RefSeq lists its product as uncharacterized. Gene Ontology annotation, biological process: peroxisome organization. The coding region runs from base 1 to 1746 and encodes 581 amino acids. Gene Ontology annotation, cellular component: peroxisomal membrane. The transcript has a single exon. NCBI's taxonomy places the organism in Eukaryota, Fungi, Ascomycota, Pichiomycetes, Pichiales, Pichiaceae. The record is from RefSeq and is a predicted model, not a curated record.
AUGGACGAUCUGACAGGCUCGGUCAAAGAUGCUGCGAGCUCUGUGACAAAGAAGCUUGCAUCAAAAGCUAUUGACCAUAUUAGAGGUUUUUCCGAUGAAUAUCUUGAGGAUCAGAUGUCGAAAGGAAAAACGGUAGAGGGAAGCAAAAGAAUGACAUUGAUGGCACUACUAUCCAGUGUUGCCCAAUUGGGAAUGGAGACGAUUAACGAUGGUGACGGCAACAACGGCAAUUCACCAUAUUCGAACGAAAAGCAGGACCAUUUCACAGAUAAAUUGAUCAACAAGCUGGUAAGCAAACUCUCUAAGAGUAAGGAUAAGCAGGAACUAAGGCAGAAACUCGCAGAUGUAAGAAGGAGCCAGAAGCCGCGGCUUUCACUUGUCAAAACAACGGAGAACUUGAAGAAUCUCAGCUAUCGCGUUAGCUUUGUGAUCGACAUGCAAAGACAAAUUGUUUCAAUAAUCAAGUGGGACCAGAAAUGGAGAACUAUGACAUACAUGUUCCUAUAUACAUGGGCAUGCAUACAUCCGUACUUGCUCCUAGUUUAUCCCAUUGUGUUUUUCUAUGGUACAGUGAUGAUUCCGGGGUAUUUGGACAGGCAUUUUUCCUCAAAACCUGAAAUGCUUCCAGAAAAGCCCAGAGAGCCCGAUUCCGCUUUCGACUUCCUAAAAGUGACAGACGACGAGUCGGCUGCUGCAAUAGAGAACGAGAGGGCGGCCUCCGUGCGUGAGGAGAUGUUUGAGAGGAAGUUGAUCGAGCAUGGAUACUAUGGAGGCUCAGAUAUCGCCAGUCCUCUUUCAUCUGCUGUUACUAGUGAAAAUGAGGACUCUAGCAUUCACCGUGAGGGUGAAUUUUACAGUGUUGUGGCCGACUCGACGGCAAACAAUGUUUUCUUGGUGUCAGGGGGUGCUAAAGGUGCCAAAAGUGUAGAAAAUACGGAAAAGAGUACAGUUGAGGCCGAUAUGGUGCCGAAUAGUGCAUCGGGCGAGAAAACAGGCCGGUUUAUCAAGAAUCUCAGCUUGUUGAUCAACAUGCGAGAUCUCCAGAACCUCACCUCUGAUUUGGUGCGCAUUCUUGAUGACUGCGACCUGUUUGUGAAGGACAAUUGUACUUUCAGCGAUGAGGAGACGACUACAAUUCUAUUCUACAGGAUGUUAUUGCUUGUGGUGACAAUAUGCGCAUUUGGGGCGUGGGUUCCAUGGUGUGCAGUGUUUAUAUUUGCUGGGUGGGUGUUUGUUCUCUGGAAUCACCCAGCCCGGGCAACAUUUAUGGAUUUUGUACGUGAUAAAUCCAGCAAGACGAGUAAGGACCGCAGUAAUGGUGUUUCCGGUAAGAGCAGUGCGGGCAUAAAGGGGCUUUUAGACAAUAUCAUCGUCAAUGAGCCGGCUGUGCAGAAGGAGGUGACGAUAUUCGAGAUUCAGAAGCAGGAUUUGGCAGAUAUUAAGCUUUACCACCCGUUCAUCUACUCGAAUUCUCCCUUCACAGUCAGUUCCUCAAGCAGAGUACGCAGAAAACGACCAGUUGGAUGUUCAGACUUGAACAUGGUCAAGCCUCCAUCGAGAAAAUGGAAGUUUAGUGCGGGAUCCCAGUGGAAAGCAGAGGAGGAAAACACCCUCGGGUGGAUUUCCCAGUUCGGCCUUGAAAGUGAGCUAUCCGGCAGUGAUGAAGAUGAUGGUUGGGCCUAUGACUACAAUGGGGAGUACCGCCGAAGAAGAUUGGUCAGAUCUGUUUGUUGGAAUCCUGCAUAG